This is a messenger RNA of Zophobas morio, 1069 nucleotides long. Its product is annotated as ubiquinone biosynthesis O-methyltransferase, mitochondrial-like. Gene Ontology annotation, biological process: ubiquinone biosynthetic process. Bases 227 to 1069 code for a protein of 280 amino acids. NCBI's taxonomy places the organism in Eukaryota, Metazoa, Arthropoda, Insecta, Coleoptera, Tenebrionidae. The record is from RefSeq and is a predicted model, not a curated record. The transcript has 5 exons. Gene Ontology annotation, cellular component: mitochondrion. Gene Ontology annotation, molecular function: 2-methoxy-6-polyprenyl-1,4-benzoquinol methyltransferase activity.
AAACGUAGAAAAAACCGUUAUAUCUAUGGAAACAUAGCAAAUGCCUCUAUUAGCGAUUGUGUACUUUAACGGAUAAUACGUUGUACGGAACAUAAUUUUAAUUGUCUAGUAAUUUGCGUUUUCGCACUUUACACGUGCAAGGUUUUCUUUGCUCUGAUUAAUGUUUUUAUGAACUGCGGACAAAAAGUGCAUUUCAAAUCAUUAUCAGUUACCUUAGAUUGUAAAAAUGUUUGUGCUUUCUCCUUGUGUUGGUGUUAAAAGUAAUUAUUUCACUAAGCAAAUGUUUGUAAAGUCACGGUUUUUCUUCAGAACAUAUACAUCGAAAAGAAUUACGACAGAUGAAAAAGAACUUAAAAAUUUCACAGCUCUUGCCAAGGAGUGGUGGGAUCCAAAUGGAAGUUUAAGAGGUCUGCAAACUUUCAAUAAAUGUAGAAUACCAUGGAUGAAAAAUCGAUUAAUUGCUGUUGGUGUUAUCAAACCAGAUGUAGAUGAAACUUGUUGUUUUCAGGAACUUUCAUUUUUGGAAGUAGGCUGUGGUGGUGGAAUAUUGUCCGAAGAUUUAUGUCGUCUAGGUUGCCAAGUAACGGGGUUAGACGCAAACAAAACGCUGAUUAACAUUGCAAAAAACCAUGCACAUAUAGGCCAAUUAACGAAUUUAUCAUACGUGCAUGGAACGAUCCAAGACUACGCCACUCAAAGCAGAGAACGAUACGAUGUCGUAGUAAGUUCUGAAACCAUUGAACAUGUGUCUGAAAAGGAAGAAUUUGUGAAGUUUUGUGUGCAAUGCCUUAAACCUGGAGGAUCUAUAUUUAUGACAACACCCAAUAAAACAUGGCUGUCGAGAUUUUUUUGGACCUUUAUAAUGGAAGAUUGUUUUCGCAUUUUGCCCAAGGGCACACAUUCGUACGACAUGUUUAUUCAUUAUAAUGACUUGAAACAGUUAAUGAGCAGUGAAAACUGUGAUACUGUUUUUAUUGGUGGCUUACUCCACAGUCCAGUGACACUUAAUUGGUAUUUGGUCAAAAAUAAAAGUAUAUCGUAUGCUAUUCAUGCAGUAAAAAGAAGCUAA